Rhipicephalus microplus (southern cattle tick) is the source of this 2045-nucleotide messenger RNA. RefSeq names its product mitochondrial basic amino acids transporter. Gene Ontology annotation, cellular component: mitochondrion. Lineage: Eukaryota; Metazoa; Arthropoda; Arachnida; Ixodida; Ixodidae. The record is from RefSeq and is a predicted model, not a curated record. Gene Ontology annotation, molecular function: high-affinity L-arginine transmembrane transporter activity. Gene Ontology annotation, biological process: mitochondrial L-ornithine transmembrane transport.
ACGACGUGCCGCGACCCCUUGUUUCUGCAGCUGCCGUCUGCUCUCACUUGUCUGACAACGCGAGCGCUCCAGACAGCAGUCAAUUCUUCUUUGUCAGUAGGCGCCGAAGGCGGGCUGUUCCACAAAGGAAACAAAACAGAUUAGUGCGUUAUCGAGAGCGCUGUGUAAUCGCAGUUUAGUUCCUCCUCGCGCGAUUUUUUCUUUGCGGAGGAGGUGCUUGGAGGCUUUGUGAAAUCUCCAUUAGAGGGUUCAGUCGGUUCGAACAAUUUGUCCGUUCGUGAGUUCGGUUAUUCGUCGUCACUGUCAGUUGAACCGGAGUGGCCGUUCUUGUUUUCUAAACGGCGUUCGUCUGUUUCAUUUCGUUCGCGUCGUCUGCUGUGACCUGCUAGGCCUACUAGUUGUCCAGAACUUUCAGGAGACCUCGGACCCUCAAACUUCGACGCUACAAGAGGUUUCUGUCACAAGGCCUGCACCCCGUAUCGGGGAUCUUGUCAAGACGUCGCCCUCUGGCCAGUUCCAGAACCUCAGGACCCAUGGCUUUGGACUUUGCAGCAGGAUGCUUAGGAGGGUGUGCUGGUGUUAUAGUUGGACAUCCUUUCGACACCAUAAAGGUCCGCUUACAGACCCAAGAUGGUUUAUCUCAUAGGUACAAAGGGAGCAUCGACUGCUUCAGGAGCAUUAUAAAAACAGAAAAGAUGGCGGGCCUCUACCGAGGCAUGUCAUCUCCCAUGGCUGGCGUGGCGCUGGUGAACGCCGUGGUGUUCGGCGUGUACGGCACCACCCAGAAGCGCCUCGGUGACAGCAUCUGGGCUCACGCAGCCUCGGGCGUCCUGGCCGGAGCCGUGCAGAGCGUCAUCAGCAGCCCCGUAGAGCUGGCCAAGACCCGGUUACAAAUCCAAGGCCAGAGCGGAGCUCGCGCCCUCUACAAGGGUCCCGUGGACUGCCUGCGGCAGAUACUCAGAGUGGAAGGCCUCCGAGGUGCAUUCCGAGGAUUCGGACCGACAUUACUGAGGGACGCACCGGGCUUCGCCGUCUACUUCGCCAGCUACGAGCAGAUGGUGCGCUUAGGUGGCGACGGUACCUUCACCGGUGCCAAAGGUACCGCCGCUUUGAUGGCUGCCGGUGGGCUCGCUGGCGUGUUCUCCUGGAUGGCAUGUUACCCGAUGGACGUCCUCAAAUCCAGGAUCCAGGUGGACGGCAUGAGAGGACCGCGAAGAUACAAGGGUCUCUGGGACUGCGCCGUCCAGAGCUACCGCCAAGAAGGCCUGCGAGUGUUCACCCGUGGCCUGAACUCCACCCUUCUGCGGGCCUUUCCCACCAACGCCGCCACGUUCACCGUGGUCACGUGGGUGCUCCGGCUGUGCGACCCGAACACCAGGCCCGCCAUGGAGCCCGUCACCCAUCUGGCCAUGACGCCCCACCACCAUCACUUUCAUCCUCAUGUCAUGCACUUCGACCCCGAGCUUUACGUCAGCAGAGUCGUGGCCAUGGCGUGGGACGACAUGCACUAUCAUUUCUGAGCUUAAGCUCUAUCUGCAAUAUAUAAGAUAUGGGGCUUCUUGCCUCACCCUCAGUGUUGUGUACAAUGCCGGAAUAAUGUAACGAUUCUGUUUUCUCAAACUUCACUUUCUUUUACCUUUUCGUCAUUGGUCAGAGUGACCCUCCGCGUAAGUUAUCAUCGGUGAAGAUAACGCUGGUUAAUUGAGGGUCAUAAGAAAGGAAUAGAAUAUAGCGAAAGGAAUCAUUGCGUUAUACUGGCUAUAUAUAUAAUUAUUUUGCCAAGUGAUCGAACCCUGUUGUGCACAGACAAGGGGUUAAAUUCACGGGGAUUUUUAUACUUAAGUGCUCUUUGAUAUCCGCUUGCCCCUCCACUAAUAUGCCCAGCACAAAGACUGUUUGAAGUUCUCUUUUUCAAAAAAAAAUCCUAAAGUAAGGGCUUUUUUUGUGUGUGUGCGAGGCAUGUGUUGAGCUUAAGCUUCCAGUUUUAUCCUAUUCCAUGUCUUGCUCUAUAUUUAAAAUGUAUAUGUAGCUUGUUUUUUUUUGUU